CUGCUGCCGUUGUUUUCCUGACCGCCCUAAAAAAAUUUCCCAUUUGGUAUUCUUCAUCUUCAUCUCCUCUUUCAGUCUCAGCAUAUAAUACAACAUAUCCACUCUUAUCAAUCUCUUCUCUUUAACCCUACAACAAUCUUUUCCGAGGCCGUUUCAAUCCUAUACUUCUUCUUCUUCACCAGGAUUCUUCUUUUCUAAUCAUUUGUUUCAUUCUGUUGAUUGGAAGACUGAUUUCAGAUUGAUUCUCGUUUUGAUUUCCGGAUUUUGAUUCCUUGUUCAGAGCUGGACGAGUUUGCUAUUUAUAAUCAGCGUAACAAUUUGGAGGUGGCUGAGGCCAAUCACAAGAAAGUCAUGGUGAGUCCUGUAGCACGAAUUGAAGAAUGUGAUAUGGGUCCGCCAUGGUUGAAGCUAAUGCUUAAAGCCAACUACUUCAUUCACUGCGCUGUUCAUGGAGACUCCAAUAAAAGCGAAUGUAACAUGUUUUGUUUAGAUUGUGUGGGAAAUGCUCUCUGUUCUUACUGCUUGAUUAGCCACAAAGAUCACCGUGUUGUUCAGAUAAGGCGAUCCUCUUACCACAAUGUGGUGAGGGUUAAUGAGAUACAGAAGUACAUAGACAUUUCUUGUGUGCAGACUUACAUUAUUAACAGCGCCAAGAUUGUGUUCUUGAAUGAACGCCCACAGCCAAGGCCUGGCAAAGGGGUCACCAAUACUUGCGAAAUUUGUUGCAGAAGCCUACUUGAUUCCUUCAGAUUCUGUUCCCUUGGCUGUAAGCUUGGAGGCAUGAAGAGGGGUGAUCCAGAGCUUACAUUUACACUGAGAGCCAAGCUCAAGGACGGGACCCAUGGUGGGUCAGAAUCAGAUGAAUCGUCAACUCCGAAGAAGCUUCGAAGAUCGCCUAUCUUCAGCCGUCUGAUGGAAGGACUGACAAUCUACUCUGACAGCCAUAGUAGCUCUGGAGAUGAUGAAGCCACCACCAAGCUCUCGCCAACUACUCCUCCCAUUUACAAUCACCGCAAUGCCAGGAGAAGAAAGGGCAUUCCUCAUCGUGCGCCAUUCUAAGUUCUCAAUACACAACACAAAAAUGAAAAGAGAAAAGCUUAAAGUAUGUGAAAAAUCUGUAGUGUAUAGUGAAGUAAUUUGUGAAAAUGAUCAGAAAGUAGCACAGACAAGGAGUGAAAUGUGGAAAAUGAUUAGUACUAAAUAGCCUAUAGUUUUCUGUGUAUAUACAAGGAAAUGCUUCCUUCGUAUCUAAUUAUUAUACGAGUAAUAUUACGUGUAUUUAGUUUUAAAUACUUAAUUAAAUAUUCAAAUGAUUAGUUAUUAAA
Mangifera indica (mango) is the source of this 1325-nucleotide messenger RNA. Its product is annotated as protein RGF1 INDUCIBLE TRANSCRIPTION FACTOR 1-like. The record is from RefSeq and is a predicted model, not a curated record. NCBI's taxonomy places the organism in Eukaryota, Viridiplantae, Streptophyta, Magnoliopsida, Sapindales, Anacardiaceae. The coding region runs from base 352 to 1059 and encodes 235 amino acids. The transcript is spliced from 4 exons.